UGUCGUUCGGAGCUGCCCUCGGCGCCUCGGCGAGCCGCCUGUGGGAGGCUUCGGGCGGCCAGGAGGAGCAGCCGGCAGUCGGUCUUCUCGGCCGGCUUCCGGCGGUGCCGGUUCCGAACGUCCACGCCGCGUACGAACUGACGGUGCGUGCCCGUGGUGACGUCACUUGGAGGUUUUGGCAACCAUCCAGUUCAAGUCAAAUCAAAUGAAAUGCCUCCUGCCGACACGUUUGAGCCGGCCUUCCGGGGGCGCUGUGAUGAAAUACGGCUUCCCGUCGCUGUCCAACGUUCGCACGAGAGAAUCCUACGUGAGCUCGUACGACCCCCGAACCAGGACGCCCGCGUGGGUCAUCGAGAGGCUCGGCGGCGACACGCUCGGCGGGAACGCCGACAGGAAGCGCUGCGACUUCAAGGAGGACGACAGGUCAGACGCGUGCGAGAGUGCGCAGGUGUCAGCGUGUGCGUGCGUGCAACAUGCACACGAGUGUCAGCGUGUGUGCGUCCCUGCAGCGUGCACGUUUUCCACCGCGCCACCAACGGCGACUACAGGGGGAGCGGCCUCGACAGAGGUCACAUGGCGGCGGCGGCCAAUCACAAGUGGAGCCAGAAAGCCAUGGACGACACCUUCUACCUGACCAACGUAGCCCCUCAGAACCCUCACAUGAACCAGAACGCGUGGAACAAUCUGGAGAAGUUGUGUCGCUCGCUCACCAAACUUUACGCCAAUGUCUACGUGUGCACCGGCCCGCUCUACCUGCCCAGGCAGGAAGCAGAUGGCAAGCUUUACGUCCACUAUCAAGUCCUGGGUCCGAACCACAUCGCCGUGCCGACGCACUUCUUCAAGGUGUUGGUCUUGGAGCGUGACGGCACGCAGGGCGGCGUGGAGCUACGUUCGUACGUUCUUCCCAACGAGCCCGUGGACGAGAAGAUCCCUCUGGAGCGUUUCCUGGUUCCUAUAGAAACCAUCGAGAGGGCGUCGGGCCUCCUGUUCCUACCAAACAUCCUCAGGACCAGCGGCGGCGCCGUCACCGCCGCCGCCAACAAAUAGAAGUCGGACGCCAUCGCCGUCACCGAAUGCGCUUGAUGCGGCGGACGCUCGCGAGGAGUCAACUUCCCGCUCAAUGGGUUCUGGCCCGUGUUGGCUUCCGGGGGCGCCGGUGAACAAAACUGACGGGACAAGUGUGGACUUUGCCAGUCCUCGUUCGGGAUGACGUCAUCAACUAUUUGACUCAUGAAAUAAAAGCUAAGCAAACAAUCUAACCGAAAUGAAAACAGUGUGGCUGACGCAAACAGAUGGCAGCUGACCAGGACGCAGCUCGAGCUCGUUCCAAUCUGGGCUCCACAACUGUCAACUUAGCAUGCUGUUAGCUGUUAGAAGUAAUGUGUUUUUUGCCGGUUAAUACGGCUAUAUUGAUGUGAAGUCCAAGUUUAAAGAACAAUAUGUAUUGACCCUAAAUGCUAACUCGCGAUUGUACGUCACUUCCGGUUUUGGGUUCGAACGUCACGAUAAAGGUAUACACUCGUGUGACAAUGAUAAUAGUUAAGGAAACGAACUGUAUUACUGUAAAUGGAUGCUAUGUAUGAUACAAUGUGUUACAAAGUGUAUAGUUGAUACUGUUUCUUAAGUGAAGACAUAAGACACUGUUAAGAUAGCCAGGUGUUGUGUAUUAAAAAUAGGCACCGGAGCAGUCACAGUACGGUGAAUGAGACGAGAUGCAACAGUCGUGCUGACGCAUUGUGUUUUUGUUUUCUGUUAACAGAAUUCUCCUUCCCCCCGGUAAAAAACAAAAAUAAAUGUGUUGCACUUGGA
Phyllopteryx taeniolatus (common seadragon) is the source of this 1809-nucleotide messenger RNA. It is a transcript of the gene endog, whose product is annotated as endonuclease G. Lineage: Eukaryota; Metazoa; Chordata; Actinopteri; Syngnathiformes; Syngnathidae. The coding region runs from base 211 to 1047 and encodes 278 amino acids. Gene Ontology annotation, cellular component: nucleus; mitochondrial inner membrane. The transcript is spliced from 6 exons. Gene Ontology annotation, molecular function: nucleic acid binding; single-stranded DNA endonuclease activity; metal ion binding. Gene Ontology annotation, biological process: apoptotic DNA fragmentation. The record is from RefSeq and is a predicted model, not a curated record.